This is a messenger RNA of Ilex paraguariensis (yerba mate), 874 nucleotides long. The record is from the annotation of a GenBank genome assembly. Lineage: Eukaryota; Viridiplantae; Streptophyta; Magnoliopsida; Aquifoliales; Aquifoliaceae.
CUCCCACAGCCAUACUAACGUUUUGGGAGCGCUAGUCAGUCAGUCCUCUCUGUUUCACAUUUCUCUCUCUCUUACGCGGUAGAGAUGUGGCCAAGUGCAGAAGGAGGGCCGCCGGAGGUAACUCUCGAGACCUCCAUGGGUUCUUUCACCGUUGAGAUGUACUAUAAGCACGCGCCAAGAACCUGCAGGAACUUUAUUGAGCUCUCUCGCAGAGGUUAUUAUGACAACGUCAAGUUUCACAGAAUCAUCAAGGAUUUCGUUGUGCAAGGUGGGGAUCCCACUGGGACUGGAAGGGGUGGAGAAUCUAUAUACGGUCCAAAAUUUGAGGAUGAAAUAAACCCACAGUUAAAGCAUACUGGAGCUGGUAUUAUGUCCAUGGCAAAUGCGGGCCCUAAUACAAAUGGAAGCCAGUUCUUUAUUACCUUGGCGCCAACACAAUCACUGGAUGGAAAGCACACUAUAUUUGGAAGAGUAUGCAAAGGAAUGGAAAUCAUCAAGAGACUUGGUAGUGUUCAAACUGAUAACACAGACAGACCCAUCCACGACGUGAAGAUACUGCGGACAAUAGUCAAAGAUUGAUAUCCGGUAACUGCUUCAAAUGAUGUCUGUUUUUGCAGCCAAAAUGAUCAUACGCCUGGGGAGGUGUUAUAUGUCCUCUAUUUAGAAUGUGGUAGACUCUUGUUGGGUUUGCUUGUACUUCCAACAUAGGUAGUCCAUGCUGAAACUGAAAGAAUGCAUCUUUAUGAACAUGGCCAUCUAACAAAGUUGGGUUUCUGUUUUAUGUUGGUUUUAUUUUUAUUGGAAUUAUUUUGUCGUCGUUUUUGUCUCUGCUUUGUGUUGCUUGUUCCGUUUCUCAUAGUAAUUUUAAGGAAGG